AAAAGAUGAAAGCUAGGCUAACGAAUUUGAGGUCUUGAGCGGCAUGGCCAGCACAGUGACCCCUCUAUGGAGCCUAGGAUUAGAAUAUCCUUGUCCCAGACUCCUUGUUACAAUCCAUGUGCCCUAAAGGAAGUUUCAAUCCGGCUUCCAAUCCCUAUCCCUCCCACUGACUCUUUUCUUCCUUCAUUACAAAUUUCUUCCUCCAAUUUAAUUUCAGGUGUCCCAUACCCCCAUAUCCUCUUCACGAGACUCAGAACGUUUUAUAAAAGUGCCGCAUGGGACAUGACCAUCAGGACUGCUCAGACUCACCCAAGCUAUGGAAGACCAUUCUCUCUACUAACCCUAUACCGGAAACACCAUCACCCUCAAACCGUAGACUAACACAUGUCCUCUCUUCUUGUAUUUUCCGGAUCCCGAUGUGAAGUAUGGUUUGCACUAGGAGAGGUUUGCUGUUUCAGUGUACCAUGGGGAACUGGUGAGCCCAAUGCACUCAUUUACCCCAAAUAUAUUACCCAGAGCAUUUUGCAUUUAUCACAGUCCAAGGCUAAACGGCCCUAUUCCCAAGGGCCAUCCGAUCGACCACUAAGGCGUUAUAAGCCUCAUAGAAUCCAAGGAACACCACCACCAAAAGCCCUAUCAUGGUGAUAUACCCUCUCUCCCUCUCUUUAUCCACACUCCUCUCGAUUACCUCUCUCUUCACCUCCAUUCAACAAACAAAUAUCUUUUGAGUCAAUUCACCACUACCAAACUCUCUCUGUUCUAUUCAUGUCUUUUUGAACAUUCCUGUCUCUCUUUGUUGGUUGGUUCUAACAAGAGUGUGUGAGAGAGAGAGCGCUUUUGAUAUGGCUUUUGUGUUCUCCAGCAAGUUCAAGGCCAUGAUAAACACUACAUUCCUUCUAUUAUUGUGUUUCUUCUUCACCACCCACAUAAGGUCUCCUUCACCCUCUUUCAACCUCACAACCCUUAAGGCUCCUAAGGGAGAUGGCUGCGUAGGCCUCCAAAAGCAUAAAGAUCAUCACUCCAGGUGCCUAUACCUCAAGACCCACAUCCCAUGCGUCUCUCAAGGUUAUGUCAACUAUCUCAAUAUCUUCUAUUGUAUUUGUGGGCGAUACCCUCCUUUAGGAUAUACCCUCCUGGCCCUUUGGCUACUGGUCUUGUUCUACCUCUUAGGAAACACAGCUUCUCACUACUUCUGCACCUCUGUGGAGAGCCUGUCGAGGGAGCUGAGACUAUCACCAACGAUAGCUGGGGUUACGCUCCUGUCGCUGGGUAAUGGCUCGCCUGACGUGUUUGCGAGCAUCAUCUCGUUCCGGUCAGGCUCGGGGGAGGUGGGCCUGAGCAGUGUCCUCGGUGGUGCUUUCUUCGUGUCAUGCGUGGUGGUAGGCAUCAUCCAUGUUUGCGCCGCGAGCUCGGGCUCGAGGGCGGCGCGCAUCGACCGGCCGUGCUUCGUGCGCGACGUCUGCUUCUUCGUGCUCGUGCUCUCCUCCCUCCUUGCCAUCCUCCUCGUCGGCCGCGUCAACAUAUGGGGAGCCAUGGCCUUCACCUCCCUUUACUUUGUCUACGUCUCCAUCGUGUCCGCCACCCACUUCUGCCGCGAGAAGUAUGAGGACCUCGUCGUCCCGAUCCUCGACCACGAGGAGCUCCAUGAGCCCGUAUCGAUCACCAAAGAGUCUCAUCCAGAUGCCAACCAGCAACAGAAUCCAUCAGGGUACUCCAAGUUUAGAGAAUCUGCGUCCUACUACGUGGGUUGGUUUCUGUACCUCAUCGACAUGCCCUUAUACCUUCCAAGGAGGCUGACGAUACCCGAUGUCUCCGAGGAGAGGUGGUGCAGGCCAUUUGCAGUGGCCUCAGCCACAUUUGCACCACUUCUAGUGGCAGCACUCUGGAAUUCAAAGAGAGGAGGAAUGGGCACGAAGGAAGGGCUGACCAUAUACCUGUAUGCUGGACUGGUGGGCUUGGUGUUGGGGAUCAUUGCACUCCACACAACAAAGAAGAGUUGCCCACCAAAGAAGGUAUUAUUCCCAUGGUUAGCAGGAGGGUUCCUGAUGAGUGUGUUAUGGACUUACAUCAUAGCUGAGGAGUUGGUGGGGCUUCUGGUCUCUUUGGGAUACAUCUUUGGGAUAAGUCCUGCCAUACUGGGGCUAACGGUGCUUGCAUGGGGGAACUCCAUAGGGGACCUGAUAGCAAAUGUGGCCAUGGCCAUGAAUGGGGGACAGGAUGGGGCCCAGAUUGCCAUCACUGGGUGCUAUGCAGGACCCAUCUUCAAUACUUUGGCCGGGCUAGGGCUGUCGCUUGUGGUCUCGGCCUGGACAGUGCACCCUGAGCCAUUUGUGAUUCCCCUGGGGCCAGCACUGUUUGAGAUUUUAGGGUUUAUGAUAGGGGGGCUGCUGUGGGCUCUGGUCAUACUGCCAAGGAAGGACAUGAAGCUGGACAGUGUGUUGGGCGUUGGGCUCUUGGCUAUCUACUUGUGCUUUCUGUGUUUGAGGCUGUCUCAGAGCCUAGGGCUGGUGCAAGUUUGAGGACCACUUUAUCUCUUUUUCUUUUCUUUUUUUUUAUCUUUCCUCUUUCGGUUAUGAUCUUAAGAAGAGUUUUGUAUGUCCUUGAGAGGGAAUUUUACUCAACUCUCUUGGAUAUAUAAAUAACUGCAUGCAUAUAUCCCUGUUUUCAAUUUGCACUACCA
Phoenix dactylifera (date palm) is the source of this 2680-nucleotide messenger RNA. NCBI's taxonomy places the organism in Eukaryota, Viridiplantae, Streptophyta, Magnoliopsida, Arecales, Arecaceae. The record is from RefSeq and is a predicted model, not a curated record.